AUGUCUGGUGCAGAAACUUCGCUUGUGGAUGUGCAAGCUUCCAGCGUGAUAUCAAUCAUUGAUGCGACUCUGGACUAUUACCUCCACAUGAAAGAUAAAAAAGACCUCCCCGAGGCGUUCCAUAGCGUGGCCAGGGUCCUGUCCACUGUGCGCGACAUUCUCGGAGCGUUCAGGGAACAGAUCAAUCGGCCCCCGGGCAUUGGCAUUGCAAAAAGCCAGUCCGCCAUCAUCACCUUCGACAAUGAAGCAAUCUGGCUUCGGGAAAUGUUUCAUAUAGUGGCCCGGUCGGGCGAGGAACCGUGUGCAGAGUACUUAAAAGCCGCCCUCACCGUUAGCAAAGGAGUGCCCGUCGAGUCAAUGAUGAAGAAAAUACUUGAGGGUGUGCAGCUACUGGUGGACGACCACCUGGUUGAUAUGGCCUCUGAUAAGCAAACCAAGGCUCUCGCCAAGGCGCUGGAAGAGAUAUCUACUAUUCCCCCUUCGAUCCCAGAGGACAUAUAUUCACAGAAUGGCAACCACAACAGUCGAUGCAUAUUCAAUGCCGUUGGAGGCACGAAUUACUAUAAUUUUGGCGGAGGCAAUCAUGUCAUCUUGGGAAAAAACGCAUACUUUGGUGAUGAGAUCUUCAAAAAUAAACGAUGA
Molecule: messenger RNA, 642 nt
Organism: Penicillium canescens
Lineage: Eukaryota; Fungi; Ascomycota; Eurotiomycetes; Eurotiales; Aspergillaceae
Exons: 1
Coding region: 1-642 (213 amino acids)
Source: RefSeq, a predicted model, not a curated record